AUGAAUAUUGUACGCAAAGCGGUGAUUGAUGAAUAUUUAAAAGCGAAUGGGGCAAUGAGAUUUCCAGCUGUUUUUAAGUGGUCUGAAGUAUUUUUGUACGGUGAUUUCGAAGAUUUUUGUUCGCAGGGAAGAGAUAAACUUUACUUUCGUUUUCGACAACAAUGGAUUUUAGAAGUUGGAAAUGAAGCAGAAACUUAUGAUAAAGACGCACAAGCAACCGUAACAACACCAACAGCAGCUAUCGGUGUCCAAGUACCAGCUGAUGAUAAAGGUGGAGUGACAACAGGUGAACGUGAAAGAGGAUGA
Molecule: messenger RNA, 306 nt
Organism: Didymodactylos carnosus
Lineage: Eukaryota; Metazoa; Rotifera; Eurotatoria; Philodinida; Philodinidae
Source: the annotation of a GenBank genome assembly